Rhincodon typus (whale shark) is the source of this 647-nucleotide messenger RNA. Its product is annotated as E3 ubiquitin-protein ligase NEDD4-like. The transcript has 5 exons. NCBI's taxonomy places the organism in Eukaryota, Metazoa, Chordata, Chondrichthyes, Orectolobiformes, Rhincodontidae. Gene Ontology annotation, cellular component: synaptic vesicle membrane. Bases 329 to 628 code for a protein of 99 amino acids. Gene Ontology annotation, molecular function: calcium ion binding. Gene Ontology annotation, biological process: regulation of neurotransmitter secretion. The record is from RefSeq and is a predicted model, not a curated record.
UUGCGCCAUGGGCGUGGAUGUAACAAUGUAGCGAACGCGCAUGUCUUGAAUUUCCUUACAAGGGGAUUUGGAGGCAACGAAUUUUUUGUUUGCUUUUGAAAAGAGCGAUUGAUUGUUGGGGGAUAUUCUUGGUGCAUGUCUUAGCGUGGCGACCACGCGACCACUUUGUUGUCGCCUUUGCAGGGCAGUUUGUGAAGGAUAAUCCUUCUGGGGCUGGGGUUUUUUGGUUCAUGUAAGCAGGUAUUUUUCGGGAAGCUUGUCCAGUGUGUGUUAGUGUGCUACUUUCUCCAUCCACCCUCCCUUUGUCCCUUUUUUCCGUUUUUGUUCUAUGGCGACGCAAAUCGAUACUAUUUAUGGACUUUCAGAAGAUGAAGAAGAAUCCCGUGUUCUCAGAGUCAAGGUUAUUUCAGGCAUUGAUCUGGCUAAAAAAGACAUCUUUGGAGCCAGUGACCCUUAUGUGAAAUUGUCCUUGUAUGUAGCUGACGAGAACAGAGAACUCGCUUUGAUUCAGACUAAAACUAUCAAAAAGACUUUAAAUCCAAAAUGGAAUGAAGAAUUUCUUUUCAGGGUGAGGCUCCAGACAUCUGCUAAUGCUGUCCCACUACUAAAAGAGGGAGGAAGGAAAUAGACCAGGAAAUUGCAGGUCA